Messenger RNA from Megachile rotundata (alfalfa leafcutting bee), 6432 nucleotides. RefSeq names its product Host cell factor (gene Hcf). Gene Ontology annotation, biological process: regulation of DNA-templated transcription; chromatin remodeling. Lineage: Eukaryota; Metazoa; Arthropoda; Insecta; Hymenoptera; Megachilidae. The record is from RefSeq and is a predicted model, not a curated record. Gene Ontology annotation, cellular component: histone methyltransferase complex. Gene Ontology annotation, molecular function: transcription coactivator activity; protein binding.
UCAUUUCAUUGUCAGUUUCAAAAAGAGUAUAACGUUUAGUUUACGUAAAAAGUAUCGUUCUAACCAUUGCAAGAAUGUUUUUGAGUAGAGUGAACGUUUCAAAUCGUAAUUUGAUCGCAACGAUAAUCGUGGAACAUGAAUAAUAUAUGUGCAUUUGUCCAUUUGAACUACUAACAAGUAUCGAGUGAGCAUACUAGAAUAUGUAAAACCAGUGCCGUAAACAUCGUGAACGUAAAUAUACGGUGUGCGUUCUGUGUAUACGUGUUACGUUACAGACGUCUUCUAAAUCGUGUAGAAUUUUCAUGAUUCUUAUCAAGGAAAAUUCGUCUGACUUUACGUUCGUAUGAAUCAGUUUGUUAGGACAAGAUAAUCGGUGAAGUACAUUAGUUAAAGGUAGGUUAUAAUCGAGACGUACGAUAUUGACAGUGCUGAGAAUACCGAGAAUAGUACGUUUAUAUUGGGUGUGUGAACCUUCAAAGUUAUACGAGUUAUCGAAUCGAAAAUAUUGAAGGUAGGAAGAUUUAAAAAAUAAGGGCGCACUAUCUCCGAAACCAUCGGGCGUCCUACUGCUCUAGGGUAACACAGUGGGUGCAUAGCUGCGCGGUAUGAAAAAAUGAUGUGAUCGAUGGUCAUCAUGGCGGCACCCAUGCUAAAGUGGAAGCGGAUCACAAAUCCAUCCGGACCCCAGCCAAGACCUAGACAUGGACACAGGGCAGUCGCUCUUAAAGACCUUAUGGUCGUUUUCGGCGGUGGAAACGAGGGCAUUGUUGACGAGCUUCAUGUCUAUAACACGACCACUAACCAAUGGUUCGUGCCAUCUACAAAAGGUGAUAUCCCACCAGGCUGUGCGGCAUAUGGAUUUGUCGUUGAUGGAAGCCGUAUUUUGGUAUUUGGUGGUAUGGUAGAAUAUGGAAAGUAUUCUGAUGAGCUCUAUGAACUCCAAGCAGUUAGGUGGGAAUGGAAGAAACUGAGACCUAGACCACCAGAAAAUGAUCCUCCACCAUGUCCAAGAUUGGGGCAUAGUUUCACUCUUAUUGGUAACAGAGUCUUCCUCUUUGGAGGAUUGGCUAAUGACAGUGAAGAUCAUAAGAACAACAUACCAAGAUAUUUAAAUGAUCUAUAUACCCUUGAACUGCUCCCGAAUGGACAAACAGCUUGGGAUGUUCCGCAAACACAUGGGCAUGCACCACCACCUAGGGAGUCUCAUACUGGGGUGUCUUAUUCUGAUAGUAAAACAGGAAAAACCUGUUUAGUGAUUUAUGGGGGCAUGAGUGGUUGUCGUUUAGGUGAUUUGUGGUAUCUUGAUGUUGAUUCAAUGACUUGGAACAAACCAAUGGUACAUGGUCCUAUUCCAUUACCACGUUCUCUUCAUACUGCCACUUUAAUUGGUCAUCGAAUGUACGUUUUUGGCGGAUGGGUACCACUUGUUGUUGAUGAUGUUAAAGUUGCAACUCAUGAGAAAGAAUGGAAGUGCACAAAUACGUUGGCUUGUUUAAAUAUAGAAACUUGGACGUGGGAACAGUUAACGGUUGAUACUUUGGAAGAAAAUGUUCCUCGCGCGCGUGCCGGUCAUUGUGCAAUUGGGAUGCAUAAUAAACUCUAUGUGUGGUCGGGUCGAGAUGGAUAUCGUAAAGCUUGGAACAAUCAGGUUAGGGUUUGUUGCAAAGAUUUGUGGUACCUUGAAGUUGGCAAACCAUCUGCACCAUCCAAAUUGAACUUAGUUAGAGCCAGUUUGCAAGCAUUAGAAAUUCAAUGGACACCUGUACCAUCUGCACAAUACUACAUAUUACAAAUUCAAAAGUGUAAACCUUCGGCAACAACUGGAACAUAUCCUGCAGUCAGCACACCAGCGAAUACCGCAGUACCUACUACUACAACAGCAAUGGUUACACUUGCAACUGAUUCUGCUACAUCUGCGCCUAUCACCACUGCUCCCGAGCUUCCAUCAACUCCUACCGCUGUCAAGCCGUCCAUACCACAGACCCCAGUACGAGUACAAUCAACUGUGCAAAGUCCAGUUCAAAAACCAGUAGCAUCACAAAGUGUAACAAAACCAACAAGCCCAAUGACACCAAGAGUCGCAGGAAAUCUGAUCAGAAUUCGUUCUCCCUUAGUUACAACAACACCAACAACUCCCGAACAAGCUCCUGCAACUGCUAACACUACAGUGGCAGGUCAAACACCAGCUGCUAUGUCAGGAAUUGCUGCCCUUGCUGCAGCUGCGGCUGCUACUCCAAAAAUAAGUAUGAACAACGUACCAAUUCUUCCACAAACUACUGCAAACACGAUUAGAAUGAAAAAUGUUCAACCUGGCCAACAAAUACGUUUCGCUGCACCUGGCGCAACAGUACUGAGAACUGCUUCGCCGCAGCAAAGUAAACAGAUUAUCCUUCAAAAACCGGGCCAAAAUAUAGCCGGUCAACCUCAGAUUGUACAUCUUCUUAAAACUGGACAAGGAAUGGUAGCAACUGUACCAAAAGUAAGCCUCAUUCCCGGAAAGACCGUUCAAGCAACAGGUGCAAAGCCUCUUAACCAAGGACCAACAAUACUGAGACUAGUAAAUCCUAAUACUGUAGCAGGAUCCAAGAUUCUUACAACCAUGAAAACAUCUAGUAUCGUUGCGAUGAGCAAAGGUCAGAAUAUCAGCGGUAAACAAACGAUAAUGAUCACAAAACCUGGAGGCAACGGUGGAUUAGUCGGACGCAACCAGAUAAUUGUAGUCACGACAGGUUCAGGCUUAAGAGCUGUACAAGCUGUCACUACCUCUCAAGCAGGUACUGGACAAGCAGCUAAUAUUACUACACCCGUAAAUGUUUUACCCUUAUCAGCUACCAAUCACGUAACAAAUCAGCAAGGUGUAAAAAUGAUAGUUGUUUCAUCUGGUGCGAUGGGUGGUGGAACUACCGGCAAGCCUAUCACUAUCACAGUUCCAGGCCAAGGUGGAGUACCGAAAACUGUGACUAUCGCCACUAAAGGAACUCCACAAGCCAUUUUCAAUCCCGGCAAAAGUCAAAUUGUCACUAUGCCUCAAAUACAAAAAACACCAGAAACCGUAACAGUGUCUGGCAAACCCGUAACCUUGCAAAUGUCUGGUGGCAUAGGUGCAAAGACAGUGACUCUUAUGCCCACAAGCAGUACAAUAGCAACUACUUCGAGCGUAUCGGAAACGAUAGAUACAAGCAAAAUGUUGUUUGUUCCUUCACAGAAACAACCGUCAGCUUCAUUAGCAUCCACAUCUGAUGGCCCUGCUACCACUGAUGCAGCGCUGGCUGCAUUAGCUGCGGAAGCAGGUUUAAUAGAUCCGGUUCAGGAACCUUCUGGAGACUUAUCUUUCAUGGUAUCUACAGAUGACGGUGGAGCAGGAGAUAGUAAAAUGGACGACAGCUGCAAUGGUGAUGAAACAACCACAGCAGCAGCUUUGGUCUCUCAAAUGGGAGCUGGCGAGACUAUGCAAAUUGAUAGAGAUGGUAACUUUUUAAUUCCUCAAGUUGAUGGCCCGGCCGAUGUUCUUUUAUCUGACGACGACGAAGAGAAUGAUAAGAUUGACUUGGCGGAGGAUCCUCCCAUCGAGAAUCAGGAGGAACAGCAGGUUGCAGAUUCUGCAAACAUGGAGCAAGAUCCUGCCGAUGCGCCUACGGAAAGUGUUCAUAUGGAGGAGUCUUCCAUGAAGGAUGCAGAAGUUUCCUCGGAAGGAGCAACCGAAGUUCCUGUUUCAACAAGUACCGCAGAAGAUAUUCCCGUAGAGUCUGAACCUUUUGCCGAUGCUGAACCAAAUGACAAUGAAAUACCUAUCGAAAUUGCUAACGAAUCGGAACCAUCAAACGAAACUACCAUGCAAAUCACAAGUAACGCAUCCGAAGAAGUGCAAGCAAAGUCUGAUAUUUCAAGUAUGCCAGAACCCGUAGAGGCCUCAUCGGAAGAAGCGUCGAUGCCAGACGCCAUGGAACUGCCAGAGAACGAGGAAAACGAACAUGCCGAAAGUGCAGACAUAAAACUUAUGGCUAUGGACACAUACACUUCUGAUCAUGAAAAAUCAGCUCCUGAACAUUUAUCACCCGAAGAUAGCAUAUCGCAACUUUCUCACGAAGAUAACCAAGAAAACAUGUCAAAAAUAAAACAUGAAGUUCCGGAACAGUCAAUGGAACUGCCGGAAGGAACGUCUCCUAUGGAAACACUGGAAGACACCGACGAACCUAUGACGGAUUCUUGUUUGACUUCUACCAACAUCAAUAUUCCGAUCACAACUUCUAUCAUGCAAAUAAAGUUGGAGCAGCCCGAUGAGCCGAUGAAACAAGAAAUUAAAAUGGCUGAACCAACGGCGACUAUCAAUAACGUCACUCUUAUCGAAAAGGAGAUGGAUGUUCAGAAACCAAUAACCCAAAUUAAAAUGGAAAUUAAAGAAGAAUCAAUUAAAAAGGAGCCUGUAAAACAGGAAAAGAUGAAUGGUAAUAGAACAGAAAAUGGAGACGAUUCUACGGCUUUGACUACUUUAGCUACAGCUGCCUUAGGUUCAGCGGAACAACCAAUGAAAAUUAAAGCUGAACAGAAUGAAAAAGAAAAGAAGGAAGAAGAAUGGUAUGAUGUGGGAGUGACACAAGAAUCAAGAUUUACUGUACAACAUUAUUAUUUACCUGGCGAUGAACCAUUAGAUAUAACGCAACCAUUGACUAUGGAUGUUUUUGAGGGAAGAACCAAGGUUGCCUUAGAACAAGGAACUAUUUAUAAACUUAGAAUUGCUGCUGUGAAUAGUUGUGGACAAAGUGAUUGGAGUGAGGUAUCUGCGUUUAGAACAUAUGUUCCGGGAUUCCCUGGAGCACCUAGUGCUAUAAAAAUUAGUAAAACCGCAGACGGUGCUUAUAUUUCAUGGGAACCACCACCUAAUAGAAACGAUGGACCCAUUCUGGAAUAUUCUGCUUACAUAGCAAUGGCGAACACCGCAUCGAAUAACAAUGGAGAACCAAAGACAACGUCGUCAAAUUCGAAUCUAACAUUCACGAAAUUCUAUUGCGGUACAAACAAUUCCUGUUCGGUGUCCAAUAGUUCCCUGAGUGCCGCAUACGUUGACACGACUCGAACACCGGCCAUAAUAUUUAGAAUAGCAGCACGAAACGUGAAAGGAUAUGGACCAGCGACGCAAGUUAGGUGGUUGCAGCAAGCAUCUAAUGUAUCAACAGCAGAUCCCACCAAUUACAUGGAGAAUAAUCCGCAAGUGAAGAGGCGAGGUGUAAAUAUACGUUUGCAAGCAAACUCCCCACAGAAGAAGGUGAAACUAAAGAGACCGAGUAGCUAACUUUUCUUGAGUCUGUUUUCCCUUGACCUCUUACAGCCCAAAUAUCCAAACAGCGCUAUUCAUUAUUUAAUUUCCGCUGGUACACACGCCUAACAACGACGAUGAUGAUGAAACAGUAUAUUCUUGGAAUAAACGAACGUGACAUGCGAGUAAAUGAAAGAAAUGAAUGCACGAUUAAAGAACGAUGGAAGAGGUGUCCAUAGCUACAUUGAGGUAUAAACAUAAGGGUUAAAAAAGUAUUUUAAGUGUUCUAUAUAUGAAUACAAGGUCUUUCUAUACUGCGUUUUCUGACUCACCGUUAUUCUCCUACUCCUUCGCGAAUGUGCGACCUUUUUCUGUAAAGAUAACACCAGUACUAUUAAUAAAUGGCAAGGUGGUUAUUUUGGAGUUGAACAAGUUUUUCCACGUUUAUAAAUAUUUUCCAUAAAUGUCGUGACACAUAUCGAUGACGACGACACUUGCAUCUGCGAUGAUUCGUAGUUAAAUCCAAACAUUGACCACCUUUAGUUUUAUUAUCUAACAUGCGACUUGGAUAUAGUUGUAGGGUCGGAAGAUGAUAGUAAAAUUUUUUGUUUGAGCUCUGCGAAGCUUCCGAAGAAAUGCUGUUUUUUAUUUUUUGAAUUCGUUGUAAAUUCUUGAUAGAUUGGAAUUUUUAUUAUAUCUCUAAGUACAGACUUUUUAAUAUGAAUUGGAAGUUGGGAAAACUUCCUGUUACAUUGAGAUAUUGAUUGUAAAUAUUGUAAUUGGAAAUGUUUUUUUUAAAUGUUGUUCAAAUUUUUCAUAUUAUGCGAUACGAUGCAAGUACAUGGAAUGAAAUUUUGUUUACGCCAUACCAUCCGUUUCUGUAUAGAACAUCGGUGCUAUAUCUUACUCUGAUUACUUUUGUUACUGCCAAUUACGAAGAAGAAAACGUAGACUCGAUAAGAGAAAGGAGCACGUAUUGUAAAAUUCUUUUUAAAAGUACGAAUUUACCUUUGCAAGUUUUGUUAUUGCUUUCGUCAAGAUCGCAGCGAUAUUUUGUAAAGUAAAAAGAAGAAAACGUAUGUGUUUAGUAGAAUUGCACGCGUUGUUUAUGAAAAUUACAACUUGGUUUCAAAAGCGUUGAUAUUUUGGAGAAUAAAGAAUUUGAAGAAAAUUAAGAA